Molecule: messenger RNA, 854 nt
Organism: Zingiber officinale
Lineage: Eukaryota; Viridiplantae; Streptophyta; Magnoliopsida; Zingiberales; Zingiberaceae
Product: ubiquitin-conjugating enzyme E2 11-like
Exons: 3
Coding region: 228-674 (148 amino acids)
Biological process (GO): protein polyubiquitination
Cellular component (GO): nucleus
Molecular function (GO): ubiquitin conjugating enzyme activity
Source: RefSeq, a predicted model, not a curated record
CACCGCCAGCUGGCCGUAUCAUGACCUUGGGAAUCCGGUCGUCAUCUCCCUCUCCACCUCCACAACCCCCAAAAGCAAGCCGAAAAUUAUUUUCAUUCCAUCCAUCCUCCUGCUAGACUUGGAGUUCCUCCUACUCGACUUCACUUAAUCCGGUAGCUCGAUCGCUAAACUGAUUUAGGACUCGAACGAAGAUUUCAAUUUUAUACUCGAAACAGGAAAAGAGCCAUAUGGCCAGCAAACGCAUCCAAAAGGAACUCCUGGAUUUGCAAAGGGAUCCUCCAGCGUCCUGCAGUGCUGGACCAGUCGGCGAGGAUCUCUUCCACUGGCAAGCUACGAUUAUGGGUCCUUCCGAAAGUCCCUACGCCGGCGGGGUGUUCUUCGUGGCCAUCCAUUUUCCUCAAGACUACCCAUUCAAGCCUCCUAAGGUCAACUUCCAGACCAAGGUGUACCAUCCAAACAUCAACUCCAAUGGCAGCAUCUGUCUUGACAUCCUCAAGGAUCAAUGGAGUCCAGCUCUGACCAUCUCCAAGGUUCUCCUCUCCAUUUCCUCCCUCCUCACGGACCCGAACCCUGACGACCCCCUCGUCCCCGAGAUCGCCCACCUGUACAAAACGCACAGAUCUCGCUACGAAGACGCAGCGAGGUCGUGGACGCAGAAGUAUGCCAUGGGCUGAUGUUUGCAUGGUUCUUCAAACAAGUUAAUUAAUCACGUUUGUUUGCUUGGUAAUGUACUUAGAAGCAGACUUGCUGAAUCCUCAGCUCUGCUCCUCGAAUUCCGUAUCUGUUCAUGUUGCUUGGUUCGUUGUUAGGUGUGAUUAGAGUUGGAUUCAGAUAAUUUACAACGUAAGCUACAA